Molecule: messenger RNA, 591 nt
Organism: Hydatigera taeniaeformis
Lineage: Eukaryota; Metazoa; Platyhelminthes; Cestoda; Cyclophyllidea; Taeniidae
Source: the annotation of a GenBank genome assembly
AUGGUCACAUUUCAGCUGAACGUCACUAAAUUGCAGCUUUCUAGCAAACGCCAAGCCAUUGAGAUUUUGUCGCAACAGCUCGAGGAUGCCAAAAAGGAAGCUCAUCAGUUUAAAUUAAUGUCGGAACAAUUAAAGGUUAAGCUAAACGAAAGCGAGAUGCAUAAUCGUAUUCUGGAAACGGAGAUAAGUAACUUGCGCAAGAGAAAUGCAGACCUUUUGGAAGAUAUUAACCUUUUGAAGAAAUCGAUGGACUUCGGGUCCUCUAAAUGCAAAGUAUCACCUUCAAAAGAAAGGCUGCCAUUCGAAACUCAGGCGCGGGAAUCGUUGAUUGAACAGCUUGAAAUCAAGACCUUGGAGUGCCAGCGGAUUAAAAGGGACCUUGAAUUGUGCAACGAAGAAAAGCAAGAGAUUCUCUCUGAGUUGAUUCAUUUCAAGAAGUUAGACGAAAUUGAUGUGAAUGGAGUAAACAACACAAUUGAUGUUGAGAGUGUUCUUCAGGAAAACAAACUGCUCUAUCGUCGGAUCGGUAAGCUAGAAGCUGACAACAAACUAUUGACGCAGGCUCUUACCAAGUACCAGGUAAUUUUGUGA